Molecule: messenger RNA, 1074 nt
Organism: Solanum tuberosum (potato)
Lineage: Eukaryota; Viridiplantae; Streptophyta; Magnoliopsida; Solanales; Solanaceae
Exons: 2
Coding region: 1-1074 (357 amino acids)
Biological process (GO): regulation of gene expression
Cellular component (GO): peroxisome
Molecular function (GO): RNA nuclease activity
Source: RefSeq, a predicted model, not a curated record
AUGGAAAACGCGCAGAACAAAAAAGUGAUAGUGGGAGCAGUUCAAAAUCAGGCUGUGCAAGUACCAAAUGCGAUGGCCGGAGACGGAUUGAAGCCUGGUUUUCCCGGUGGAGCAGUGGCGGAAACGCCGUACGCGGCAGCAAAAACGUCUGUGUGGUGGGAUAUAGAAAAUUGUCAGGUGCCCAGGGGAUGUGACGCCCAUGGAAUCGCUCAGAAUAUAAAUAAGGCAUUAAUGAAUAUGAACUAUCAUGGACCAGUCACCAUUUCCGCCUAUGGAGACAGCAAUGGCAUUCCCUCCUUCAUUCAACGUGCCCUCUCUAAUACUGGAAUCGCUCUCAAUCACGUCCCCGCCGGGGUUAAGGAUGCUAGUGAUAAGAAGAUUUUAGUGGAUAUGCUAUUUUGGGCAGUGGACAAUCCUGCACCUGCCAAUUAUUUGCUCAUUUCAGGAAGCGCGGAUUUCUCUUAUGCCAUUCAUCAGUUACGGAUGAGGAGAUAUAACAUUCUUCUAGCACAACCUUUUAAUAAUGCUUCUCCUGCUCUUGCUGCUGCUGCAACGAAUGUGUGGCAAUGGACAACCCUUGCUGCUGGAAAAUCUCAACGAGAACUUGCUUUUCGUAAUACCAACACAUUACGUCAAUAUUAUAUACCGAUUCCAAUUUCUAAACCUACAUCAGCAAACCAACCUGCUUAUUCCAAUGCCAAUGCCAAUGCUAAUACUUCCAAAGCCCAAAGUUUAUAUAAUCCUGGACGUUAUUUUGAUACUCCUAAAACUAUUUACGUACCUAAGAACUCGAAUCAACUGACUACGACCAGCAUGUCAGGUACGCCAGCUAUAGUUGAAGAAGCUAGUAGCAGCAAUUACCCACGCGCACCAGAUGUUGCACCGGUGCUGUUUGCACCACAUCUUUUUUUCACGAAGUCUGAUAGUUCAGAGAAGCACAACAGUAGAAUUGAAGAAACAAGUAGCAGCUGGUGCCCACGCUCACCAAUGGUUGCAUCACAUCUUUUGUUCGCAAAGUCUGAUAGUUCAAAUGUGAAAUUAGGUCUUGAGCUUAACUUAAACUCCAAAAGCUAG